This is a messenger RNA of Diachasma alloeum, 900 nucleotides long. RefSeq lists its product as uncharacterized. Lineage: Eukaryota; Metazoa; Arthropoda; Insecta; Hymenoptera; Braconidae. The transcript has 4 exons. The record is from RefSeq and is a predicted model, not a curated record. The coding region runs from base 1 to 900 and encodes 299 amino acids.
AUGAAGCUCACACUUGUUCUCUUCGCCGUCCUGCUGGCAUUCGUGCCCCACGGUUCCCAGGCUUUGUCCCUUAGCGAAGUUUUGGAGAGCACCAGUCACAAAACCCAAGGAAUGGUAAACGAUGCACUUGCCAAAGCUGAAGAAAUCGUUGCAGACGCCAAAGCAAAGGCCGCGCAAUGGGGUGAGGAGUUGAAGAAGAGAGUUAGAGAGUUCUUACAGAAAAUGGAAAACCGAGUGAAUGAAGUCUUGCAGAGGAUUAACGAACGAGUCAACGAAAUCGUUGGUGAUCUCGACGGUCCAAAUGUCUCUGAAUGCCAAAGACUAGCUGGCACAGUCCGUGACGCUUUCAUAGAAGUGAUUGAGGACGAUAAACAAUGUGUCAUUGGCAAAGUGGUGACCGGUAAGGGGUACAUCGCAAACAUUUCUGCUAUUGCUAACGAAGUUAGGAGGGAACUUAAGGCGCUGCAGGAGGAAGCUCAUCGGUGCACUGAGAAUAUCGAUGGAAUUAAAGCUACUGCUGGGGCUAUCGUUUGUGUGAACAAGGUGGGACUCACUGCUGCGUGGAUCACCGCCACGAGACUUCCAGAAGCUACCGGUCUUGCUAUCAAGCUUGGAUUCCUCGUAAAUACUCUCCCAAUUACCCUACCCCACUGCGCUUCCAAGAACGGAUUCAACGUGCUCACUGAGAAUGUUGAUCAGCUACUCUCUGGUGUCAAACAAUGCGUCAAAGAAUCCGUGGAGGGUGACAAAAAGCAUCCAGAGACCACUGUAGCUUCAACGGUCACUGUUCCAACGACAGUACGAGUACCGGAAAUCACGGAAAGUGUAACGGAAACUACAGAACUCGUAGAUGAGGUCACCGAAACGGUGGAUGUGACUGACUUGCCCAAUGAGUUUUAA